Paramuricea clavata is the source of this 534-nucleotide messenger RNA. The record is from the annotation of a GenBank genome assembly. NCBI's taxonomy places the organism in Eukaryota, Metazoa, Cnidaria, Anthozoa, Malacalcyonacea, Plexauridae.
AUGUCCAGCAAAGGGCAAAGAAUGCCGAAAAUGUUCCAAACUGAACCAUUUUGCGAGGGUGUGUCGAUCUGCGCCUGCGAGGUCAGCGGCAAGACCGUGGACGAUGGCAAGGACGUCAUGAAAACAAACCAAUAUAUUCGGCCACUUAAUGUCUCGGACAAUGACAAUGAAUCAAGCGACUCAGACAAUUAUUGUUAUUCAGUUAACAAUACAAAGGCGCAAAAUUCCUACACAAAGUUGAAGAUUAACAAUCGCGACGUAAAGUUUACGGUUGACACUGGUUCCAGUAUAAACAUAAUAGAUCAACAAACCUUUGAGCAAUUGGGACAUUAUACAUUGUCCAAAACAAACAUCAAAGCUUAUGCAUUUAAUCCAAACGUCCCUGUUAAAAUGAAUGGGAAAUUUACCACCAUUGUGGUAUCACGGCGCAAGAUUACGGUGACAACCAUUUAUGUUACAAAAGCAAGCGGUGGUUGUCUUUUGAGUGGAUCAACUGCAGAAGAGCUAGGACUAAUCAGCUUGCAUUUGAAUGCG